GCGCGUGUUGAAAAAGAAGAGAGCUGCCAAAGUUUGGGUCACAUCGGCUCGUGCAGAAGAGCAGUCAAGAGAGACUUGGACGACAGUCGGCCGCCGCACGGUCCCCCCACGCGAAGGACACGAGAGCCAAGCGUCAACGCAUCCAUCACGGGAGCUGUCACAGACAUGGCAACCAUCACCACCACGCAGACCGCCUUCUCCUUCGCGCUCACUGAGAGACGAUCCGGUUUGAGCGUGCACGCCGGGGCUCAGGAUUGCUCGCUCCCGACCGCGCACGAGCAGACCCGUAGCAAGGUGCUGAAAAGACAGCGCUCCAACUCGCCAGAGCUUCUGCGCUGCAAACGGCGCCUGAGCUUCAACGGCCUGGGCUACUCCAUCCCGCAGCAGCAGCCCGUGGCCGUGGCUCGGCGAAACGAACGGGAGCGGAACCGGGUUAAGCAGGUCAACAUGGGCUUCCAAACGCUGCGCCAGCACGUGCCCAACGGGGCUGCCAACAAGAAGAUGAGCAAGGUGGAGACCCUGCGCUCCGCGGUGGAGUACAUCCGAGCUUUACAGCAGCUUUUAGACGAGCACGACGCGGUGUCGGCGGCGUUCCAGUGCGGGCUGCCCUCGCCGACGCUUUCCAACACGUACUCGGCCGACCCGGAGUCGCCCCACUCCACGUACUCGUCCGACGAGCCUCUGAGCUCCGAAGAGCAAGAGUUGUUGGACUUCACCACCUGGUUCGACCGCUACUGACGCAGCACCACACGGCGGCGCCCGUGCGUAAAAGCGAGCCGGUGCCCGAACCAGGGUUCCAAGAGUGUUGUGACGUUCCGCCCUCACCUGACUCUGCGAACAAAGCAGCCAAGCAAUAAUAACAGAAGUUGAAGGAGUAAAGGAGUUGGACUGUGUCAUGUUGACGCGCUGAAUGAAGUAAACACUGUUGAAGAAGUGCAAUUAUUAGGAGACGCUCACACGCGCGCGCAGGCAGCCACAACUGUCCUCAAACAACUGAAGACGGACAGACUUUCUUGUCAGUCAUUGUAACACGAAGACCUAUUUUUGUACACUGAAAAUUGUCACUGACUGAUGGACUAAGUUUUAUCAGCAAUAUCAAGACUACUACCUGGGACAAAUUGUAGUUCAUUUCCCCUUUUUAUAUAAAUAUAUGUAAUAGGAGGUGAUAAGGAGAUCUCUUUUGAUGUAUGCACUUGUUCUCCACUUCCUGCAGCCUCCAAUUGUACAUACUUGAUUUUAACAGAUAUAUUUGUGUAAGACGAGUUUUAUAAAUAAAAUAAUCUAUUUAUAUGACA
Syngnathus typhle (broad-nosed pipefish) is the source of this 1295-nucleotide messenger RNA. RefSeq names its product achaete-scute family bHLH transcription factor 1b (gene ascl1b). The record is from RefSeq and is a predicted model, not a curated record. Gene Ontology annotation, biological process: regulation of neurogenesis; positive regulation of transcription by RNA polymerase II; sensory organ development. The coding region runs from base 166 to 738 and encodes 190 amino acids. Gene Ontology annotation, molecular function: protein dimerization activity; RNA polymerase II transcription regulatory region sequence-specific DNA binding; DNA-binding transcription factor activity, RNA polymerase II-specific. The transcript has a single exon. Gene Ontology annotation, cellular component: RNA polymerase II transcription regulator complex. Lineage: Eukaryota; Metazoa; Chordata; Actinopteri; Syngnathiformes; Syngnathidae.